AUGAGCGACGAUGCUAAUCGUUUAGAAAACCUUGGAUAUAAACAAGAAUUAACUCGAAGUUUAACUCGUUUGACGAAUUAUGGAAUGACAUUAUCAGUUGUGAGUAUUACUUCGGGUGUGACAUCUCUGUUUGCAUAUGGAAUGAUGACUGGUGGUCCUAUGGUCAUGGUUUGGGGAUGGAUACUUGUGUCUUUAUUUACCAUUUGUGUUGGUCUUAGUAUGGCAGAAAUCUGUUCAGCUUAUCCAACUGCUGGUGGUCUUUACUUUUGGACUGCUAAUCUUGCUCCUCAACAAUAUCGAUCGAUGGUUAGUUGGUUUACUGGUUGGUUCAAUCUAAUGGGACAAUUUGCUGGAGUGACAUCUGUUGAUUUUGGUCUUGCAAUGCUUGUUGGAAGCGUUAUUUCUAUUGGCAUCGGCAAUUGGACACCACAACCAUGGCAUAUUGUCUUGAUUCAUUUGGGUCUCAUCGUUAGUCAUGGAAUAUGCAACUCUCUUGGUCGCCGUGUACUAUUGUGGAUCACAUAUAUUUCAACUUGGUGGCAAUCGCUUGCACCGGUCAUUGUAGCCAUUACCGUUCUGUUUGGCGGAAAGGGUGAAAAUCAUACGGCAAAAUUUGUCUUUUCAACAUUCGUUAACCGUACAGGAUGGACCAGUUCGGUACGUCAAAAGCAGCCCUUUUGA
Molecule: messenger RNA, 681 nt
Organism: Adineta ricciae
Lineage: Eukaryota; Metazoa; Rotifera; Eurotatoria; Adinetida; Adinetidae
Source: the annotation of a GenBank genome assembly